AUGGCUAUAAAACAACAACAAAAAAGACAAAAAAGACAAUUAAUAAAAUGGAAUCUAAUUUCACCUGGUACAAAUUGGUGUGGCCCUAAUAAUAAAGCCCGAAAUUAUUCGGAUUUAGGCCAGGCAAAAUUAAUUGAUAUUUGUUGUCGUGAACAUGAUCAUUGUCCAAUUAUAAUUGAAUCUAAAAUGACUAAAUAUAAUAAUAUUUAUAAUAAUGAUUUUUUUACAUUAUUAUUAUGUCAAUGUGAUGAAUUUUUUUAUGAAUGUUUAAAUCAAUUACCAUCAUUAUAUUCAUAUUAUGAAUAUCUGAUUCGUAAUUUAUAUUUUAAAAGACCAUUAAUGAAAUGUAUUGAAACGAUUGAUUGUGUUGCUGAAUGGCAAAUGUAUAGACCAAUUGUUAUUGUAUCAGCUAAUAAACAAUGGAUAUGGAAAUUAGAUAAUUUUGAACAAUUAUUUAAUAAACCUUACGUUAUGUAA
This is a messenger RNA of Dermatophagoides pteronyssinus (European house dust mite), 477 nucleotides long. Its product is annotated as phospholipase A2 large subunit-like. NCBI's taxonomy places the organism in Eukaryota, Metazoa, Arthropoda, Arachnida, Sarcoptiformes, Pyroglyphidae. The record is from RefSeq and is a predicted model, not a curated record.